UUAUAAAUUGAGAAUGACCUCUGCAUCAAUCAGGAUGAAGAACAACUUGUGGUGAAGAAGCAGGAGAUGAAAACCUUUCCUGCAUCUCCUACCAGUGUAGAAAUAAGCUGCAGUGAACCCGAACCAAACAGGGAGCAACUCGUCUCUCAGGACAGCUGUGAUGCUGAGGACCGAAAUCAGGAAGAAAGCAAUGAUGAAGACACAGAAAUAAGCAGCGAUGAAGAACCGAAACAAAAUAACAGAUGUCAGAAAACCAGAGGGUAUGAUAACAAUUCUGACAAAUUAAAACAAAAAGAGCAGAAGAAAACGCACAAAGAUAAAAAUCUGUAUUCAUGUACGAUGUGUGAUAAAUUGUUUUCUCAAAAGACUCACUUGAUCUACCACAUGAGAACGCACACAGGUGAGAAGCCUUUCUCAUGCAAGUUUUGUGGAAAAUGUUUCAGUCGAGAAAGUAUUGUGAACAAUCACCUGAGAAUCCACACAGGCGAAAAGCCCUUCUCAUGUCUGACCUGUGGAAAAAGUUUCACUCUCAAACAUAAGUUGACGGAUCACAUGAGAAUUCACACAGGUGAGAAACCGUUUCCGUGCAACGCUUGUGAUAAAUCUUUUAAUCUAAAAAGCAAUCUGAAGCAGCACCUGAGAAUCCACACGGGCGAGAAGCCUUUCUCAUGUGUGACCUGCGGUAAAAGUUUCAGUCAAAGAAGUCAAGUAACGCUUCACAUGAGAAGUCACACGGGUGACCGACCUUUUUCAUGCGUGACCUGUGGGAAAAGUUACAGCCACAAAGGUCACCUAACUGAUCACAUGAGAACUCACACAGGUGAGAAGCCAUUUUCAUGUCUGACAUGUGGAAAAAGUUACAGUCAGAAAGGCCAUUUGACAGUUCACAUGCGAAUUCACACAGGUGAGAGGCCGUUUCCAUGUAGCACCUGUGGAAAAACCUUCAGUCGAAGAAGUCGUUUAAAAAAACACCUGAGAAUUCACACAAGAUAGACGUCCUGUGUGACCUGUGGGAAGUGUCUCAGUUUAAGGAGCAAGAAGCAUUUUAUACAGCUGUGAACUUUAAAUCAUCCCCUCACAUAUUUUUUCUGAUUUUACUUCUUGGUUACUGAAAUGUAAAAAUCCGUAGCAUCCGUGUCUGAACAAUGUUUACAUCUCUAAUGAAUGAACGGGUCUUCAGAACAAUCUUGUGUUGAACACACAGUAAGAGCUAUAAGGAAAGAAUAAAACUACUGUUUGCUCUUACACACACACAGAGGUUCACUUUAGAGUGACAUUAGGUCAUACUAAGCAAAUUCAAGCAUAUCUAAAUAAACACCAGCUUCUUCAUGUAAAAACUGUCUCUCCUGCUAAAGUUCAACAUGAAUGGAACGGCAACUACGGAUUUAAAAAACUGUGGGAGUUAAGAGUUGUAUGAAUGGAAGACGGAAAGAAGAGGUAGUCUUAUCUCGACUUAGAAUUGGUCAAACUGGACUUAAUAGUUCUCUUUUCAGAAUAGGGAAACAUGAAAUAGGGACUUGUAAUUAUUGUAAUCAGAUGGAAACAGUGGAACAUGUUUUAUUAGAAUGUAAUAAGUAUUCAGAGGAACGUCAGCACUUA
Molecule: messenger RNA, 1599 nt
Organism: Xiphophorus hellerii (green swordtail)
Lineage: Eukaryota; Metazoa; Chordata; Actinopteri; Cyprinodontiformes; Poeciliidae
Product: gastrula zinc finger protein XlCGF8.2DB-like
Exons: 1
Coding region: 67-993 (308 amino acids)
Biological process (GO): regulation of transcription by RNA polymerase II
Cellular component (GO): transcription regulator complex; PcG protein complex; chromatin
Molecular function (GO): RNA polymerase II cis-regulatory region sequence-specific DNA binding; DNA-binding transcription factor activity, RNA polymerase II-specific
Source: RefSeq, a predicted model, not a curated record